This is a messenger RNA of Vitis riparia (riverbank grape), 1444 nucleotides long. Its product is annotated as vesicle-associated membrane protein 711. Lineage: Eukaryota; Viridiplantae; Streptophyta; Magnoliopsida; Vitales; Vitaceae. Bases 301 to 963 code for a protein of 220 amino acids. The record is from RefSeq and is a predicted model, not a curated record. Gene Ontology annotation, cellular component: membrane. The transcript is spliced from 4 exons. Gene Ontology annotation, biological process: vesicle-mediated transport.
CGAUUCCCAGGAAACGAAAGUCCAAACGCGGGAUACAAAGGGAAAAAAAAGGAGGAAAGUUCCACUGCUUGGCUCCUUGACCCCACAGCCUUUUCCCAUCAUCAAUUCCAUCAGAAAUCUAAUUCCGCCAAAACCGAUUCCAACAGAUCUCCAUUACCUUUUCAAAUUCCAAAAGUCUCUUAAUCUCAAUCAAAUGUGAAGAGAUUCUCAAUUUGAGGGCGAGUAUAGGGAGAGUCCAGAGCGAGGAAGAAGAAAUUACAGUGGAUCUAGUUCGAUCCGUCCUCAAUCGGAGAGAGACAGAUGACGAUUCUGUAUGCGUUGGUGGCGAGGGGAUCCCUGGUGUUGGCGGAGUUCAGCGGAACGUCGACGAAUGCGAGCGCGAUCGCGAGGCAAAUUCUCGAGAAAAUUCCGGGGGACAACGAUAGCAAUGUUUCUUACUCUCAAGAUCGCUAUAUUUUUCAUGUGAAGCGCACCGAUGGCCUCACCGUUCUCUGCAUGGCCGACGACACCGCCGGAAGGAGAAUUCCUUUUGCAUUUCUUGAAGACAUUCAUCAGAGAUUUGUGAGAACUUAUGGUCGUGCAGUUCAUUCAGCUCAGGCUUAUGCAAUGAAUGAUGAUUUUUCAAGGGUUCUGAGCCAGCAAAUGGAAUAUUACUCAAAUGAUCCAAAUGCAGAUAGGAUAAACCGGUUAAAAGGUGAAAUGGGUCAGGUACGCAAUGUCAUGAUAGAGAAUAUUGAUAAAGUUUUAGACAGAGGUGAUCGCUUGGAGUUGCUGGUUGAUAAAACUGCUAAUAUGCAAGGAAAUACAUUUCGAUUCAGAAAACAAGCCCGUCGUUUUAGAAGCACUGUGUGGUGGAGAAAUGUCAAACUCACGGUUGCACUGAUAAUCCUCCUCCUCGUUAUUGUAUAUGUUAUACUGGCUUUUGCUUGCCAUGGGCUUGCACUUCCUUCUUGCGUUAAGUGAGGGUGGUUGUGGAGUGAGCUUUGCUUGAGUUUCUUGUUUUCUUUUAUUUUAUUUAUUUCUCUCCUUUUAUUUUUCGGUUCUGUGGAUUCUUCUCUUUCAGUUUCCUCUGCUGCAAGUUCCCUUGUUUGUGUAAUUUAAAAGACUCAUCAUCCUACUUGUCUUCGUGCAUGUCUUUGUCCCUCAUUCAUGGAAAACUUGAACAGGGUUUGUGGCUUGUAUGUUUCUUGAAGCCAUUGAGUUGAUAAUUAAUAUUUAUGGACUAAUUUUUACUACAAAUAUUCUGUAUAACCAGAUUCUUCCAUUGGGAUUUUGGAUGGACCAAGUAAACCACUAUUCCUGUUGUUUGGAAGACGAGGACUGCUGCGCCAGGGUUGAAAAUGUUUUUAUUCAAUGUCUUCCACUAGUAGUAUCUACUUAAGAUGUACUAAAUUCUUACUGGCAUAUCCCUUCAAGUGAUAAAUAAACAUUUUAAAUUGCACUA